This is a messenger RNA of Cylicocyclus nassatus, 2867 nucleotides long. The record is from the annotation of a GenBank genome assembly. NCBI's taxonomy places the organism in Eukaryota, Metazoa, Nematoda, Chromadorea, Rhabditida, Strongylidae.
UUUCAGUCACAUGCACAACGAUGGAGCCGUCGCUCGACAGUCGCGGUAGUCACUAGGCUGGUCUACUGGAUGAAGAGAUGCCCUCAGUGGCUUCGCCGCUGGUGAUAGAUGACUUCCUCGCCCGGGAGCGGCUCAUGAGUGAUGAGACGUCGUCGAAUGGCCAGAAUUCACUGAGAACCUCGCGGUCAUCCUUGAUAAGGAGGAAGAAGUCUGGUGAACAUCGCGACCAAUGGCUGCCCGUGGCGUUUGCUGCCUCGCUUUUUGGAAUUUUGGCUACCGUCAGUCUGUUGUUUGUCAUGGCUCUCAUAGCUCUCAGACACAAACCGUGUGAGGAGCAAAUAUCCCCAAAUAUCGUUCAUCUGCGAGAAAAUAGGGAGGAGCUUGACCGUAUCUCACAACAACUUUCAUCAACAUUUGACCCUGCAAGAAUAAAAGAGAAUCUUAGAUGGAUGGCGCAGACCUCGCACAUCGCAGGAACCAUCGAAAAUGCUGCUAUCAUAAGGCGAUUGGCUGAUGAAUAUAUUCGCCUUGGUUUCACAGUAAAAACCUACAACUACAGUGUACUUCUCAACUACGCAGACUUCGAACGUCCGAACACCGUCGAAGUGGAGGAAGAAGACGGAACUUGGUUGCGUUUGAGUCGUGGACGCGGUCAUCCAAGUGGACCUCCUCAAGCCGUCAAUGAGCAUUUGGACGGUCGAUCAGAGGUUUGGUGGAAUGCCUACUCUGCCAAUGGUUCCGUCGAAGGAAGGAUUGUGUACUGCAACUUUGGAACUUUCGAAGAUUUUAGGAUAUUGGAAGAGAUGGGUAUCAGUGUCAACGGUGCGGUCGUGCUAAUAAGGUACGGUGGCCUUGUGAGGUCGGAGAAAGUCAUCGAGGCAGAGAAAAGGGGUGCUAUAGGAGCAAUCCUUUACAGCGACCCAGCUCAAUACGUUACAUCGAAUAAAAAUGCUACAUUCCCAAAUUCUUCCUCUCUUCCUGGUUUCGCUGCGCAAAGAGGUUCACUUGGCAGAGUUCCAGGAGAUCCUCUCACACCGCUCCUGCCCUCCCUUCCGUACGUCACUCGAACGGAAACUAUAGCAAGCUUGAGGAGAAAAAGACUGCUUCCCGAUAUACCCGUCACUCCAAUUGGAUAUGACGAUGCUCAAAAAAUUAUGGAAUAUAUGGAUGGACCGGUUGUCACGCGUGCAGACUGGAUUGGAGGACUUUCUACCUAUAAAUGGUUUAGUCAAAGAAAAUUCCAGCUUAAUGUACGUUCCAGAUUUGCAAAGCGAACGAUCACGAACAUCAUCGCGAUGAUGGAAGGGAUCAAGGAGCCUGAUCGAUGGGUGAUGGUUGGAAACCAUGUGGAUGCUUGGGGCAAGGGCGCAAUUGACCCGAUCUCAGGAACUGCAGUGCAACUUGAGGUGGCGAGGGUUGCAGCCAAGGUUUUUGGAGCAAAUCCACCGAGAAGGUCACUUGUAUUUUGUCACUGGGAUGGAGAAGAGUAUGGCUUGAUCGGAUCAUCUGAGUUCAUCGAACAAAGACUGGGAGUGCUACAAAGCAGAGCUGUAGCCUAUAUUAAUGUGGACCACAUAGCCGGCGGAAAGUCCUUGGAUAUCAAAGCUGUUCCCUUAUUAUAUCGAACAAUAGUGGAAGCUGCACAAAGGACGCCUUAUUCCGAUAACAAUGACGAAAGUCUCCUUGAAUUUUGGAGACAUUUUCGACGACGAGGUCCUUUUGUUGGAGAUCGCGCUGUGCCUGAAAUUGGCUUACCUGCUGGAGGAUCGGAUUAUCAGAGGUUUAUCACAUUUGCUGGAGUUCCAGCAGCUGAUUUGAAGCUGGAACCGAGUCCUGGACAGUCAUAUGCUCUUUAUCAUACUAUGUUUGAAACUCCGUGGACAGUGGAGAAUCUCAUUGAUCCAAAAUUUUUGUCAAUGGCUUCUAUCGGACGACUGUGGUUGGAGAUUGCUCAUCGGCUCGCCAGCAGUCUGGUGAUUCCAUUCAAUGUUCUUGAUUAUGCACAGUCUCUUCUAGUUCUUUUCCACAAAGUUGAAGUACAAGUCGCGAAGCUGGAUAUUGCGAGGGAAGCUCCAUGGCUACCACAUAAGUUGAGUAGCCUCAAAGAAGCUUUGCGGAGAUUCUACAACACAGCAAGAAGGAUCCAAAUGGAAGCGGAGGACAUUGCAAAUGCCGCAACUGACAUAACUCCUGAACGACUGGAAUCCAUCAACCUCCGUCUGCAACACAUUGAACGCUCCUUCAUAGAUUCAAACUCGCAGAAUCCAUAUUACAGGCAUUUGGUCUUCUCUCCAUCCUCACACGCACCACGUUUCACGUCCUUUUCAAGUAUUCUCGACCCAGCCUUAGAUUAUCAUUUGUCUCGCAACGAAACCGAUUUGCAUAACUUAGCCAUGGCUAUCACAAAGGUGCAAUAUGCUGUUGAAACUGCCAUUGAUACACUGCAUUGAUAACUGGUUCCCUCUUUCUUUCACGAAGUGAGGCUCAUACGUAAGAUUAACAUUAUUCACUUUCAUUAGUGGCCUUAAUAUAGUCGCUGGUUUUUCACGACUAGGAUGCGACAAUAAGUAUAUUAGUUUGUCCACUUCCGCCUAGAAGUACGAGUUUGGUAGUCAAAUCAGUUUUUAUGCGGCAUGAGCACACCGCAGGAUUCACUUUAUAUCUGCAUGGAAUCUCAGUGUAUCGAAUUUUACGGCCACCGAAUAUCUGCGUAAAAUAGCUCUUGCAGUUAGCUCGAUUUCGUGUAGCAAUUAGUGUCUUGAGCUGUCGUAUUGCCAAUUUCUUCUGCCGAUCUCCUUUCAUCCUUCAUUUCUCAAGCAGGGAGCUGUGAUGAGUUUUUACCACUGCUAUAAAUAUGUUUUUGCUAC